Messenger RNA from Vespa velutina, 8503 nucleotides. RefSeq names its product ELKS/Rab6-interacting/CAST family member 1 (gene brp). Bases 2700 to 8360 code for a protein of 1886 amino acids. The record is from RefSeq and is a predicted model, not a curated record. Gene Ontology annotation, biological process: neuromuscular synaptic transmission; maintenance of presynaptic active zone structure; regulation of synaptic plasticity. The transcript has 17 exons. Gene Ontology annotation, molecular function: structural constituent of presynaptic active zone. Gene Ontology annotation, cellular component: cytoskeleton of presynaptic active zone. Lineage: Eukaryota; Metazoa; Arthropoda; Insecta; Hymenoptera; Vespidae.
ACGGAGUAAAGGCUUAGAGUGUAGAAGAGAAUCGAGCGGGCAAUAAACGUCGACGUCGUCGUAGUCGUCGUCGUCGUCGUCGUCGUCGUCGAUGACGUUGGUGACGUGGAUGGUGGCGCUAGCAUCGUAAUACGAAAUGAUGAUGGCCGUAGUACUAGUAGUAGUAGUAGUAGUAGUAGUAAUGGUGAUGGUGGUGGUGUGGUCGUGCUGAUUGUGAUGCUCGUAGUAGUACCGAGCGUGUGUAGUAGCAAGUUUUAAGGGCGGGAAUGGUGGGUAGUGGCGGCGGCAGUAGCGGAAGCAGUGGUGGUGGUGGUGGUGAUAGUAGUGAGGGUUUCAGUGGUGGGGAGAGGGUGGUCUUUGCCUGGCGUCGUUUUCCUUCGGUGUGGCUGCCUCGGCAUUAGAGUACAGUGUCAGUGCGCGCGGAUCCGUCGUGGGCCGUGAAUCUCUUCUCUCUUCGGCAUCUCUCUCUCCGUGACGCACGAGAGAGGACGCGCGUCGGCGAGGGAGAGAGAGAGAGAGAGAGAGAAAGAGAGAGAGAGAGAUAGGGAUAGGGAUGUGAGAGCGAGCGAGCGUGCGCGCACUGAAAGGAAGAGAGGGAGAGAGAGAGAGACAGAGGCAGAGACAGAGAGAGAGAGAGAGAGAGAGAGAGAGAGAGAGAGAGAGAGAGAGACAGGGUGACAAGAGAGGAAAAAAGGAGAGAGAGAGAGAGACGUGUUAACGUUCCGUGUUCGGGUGUGCGUAUGUUUGUGGGUGUGUUUGUUUGUUUGCGUGUGUUUAGCCAAGGGAGUGUGCGCGCGCGCGGUGCCAUUGGUGGUGCUACCGGUAAAAAUUGGCACCGCUAGUGCUGGUGAAGAAGAAGAAAAAGAAGAAGAAGAAGAAGAAGAAGAAAAAGAAGAAGAAGAAAAAGGAAGAAAAAGAAGUAGAAGUAGAGGUAGAGAAAAAAGAAAAAGAAGGCGGUAGGUGGUGGUGGCGAUGGUGAUGGUAGGUGAUAGUAGUGAUGGUGGAGGACGAUCGUGAAUCGGUAGUGUUGGUGAUGGUACCGGUUGAAUUAAUAACUUCUUCCUCUCUUGAUCAUUCUUCUAGUCUUAAAUAGUAUCGGAGAGAGAAAGAGAGAGAGAGAGAGAGAGAGAGAGAGAGAGAGAGAGAGAGAGAGACAUUUCGGAUACCACGAAACGCGAGACGAAGACGACGACGACGGCUACGGAAACCGGAAGAGUCGUGAGAGGAUGAGAUCGAUAAGGAGGAGGGAGCUUACGUACGAGUUACGUGAAACGGUCGCGUAGAAGAGCGCGUACGUAGCUUUGAUAGUACACAGUAUUUUGUUCGACACCCUUCAUCAAUCGCUUUCAGAAUACCGUCUCAUCCUCAUCUAGUCCGGUGUGCGUCUUGAGGACGAGGGAAAGAGAGAGAGAGAGAAUUCAAUAGAAGGAAGAGAGAGUAAAUAGGAUAAAUAGUGGAAGGUUGGAAAGAGGCUGAAAAGGAGAUUGCAAAAGAGAGAGAGAGAGAGAGAGAGAGAGAGAGAGAGAGAGAGAGAGAGAGAGAGAGAAAGAGAGAGAGAGAGAGAUAGUUUCGGAUAAAACAAGAAGCAAUAGUGAAUAUUCAGCAUCCUUGUCUUUCUCUCUCUCCCCCUUGAUCUCGGGCUCUGCUCGAUGGGGUUCGUCGCCGAAAGAAGGUCAAAGAUCGAUCGCCGACGAAGAAGGGUCGUGACCUCACGCGUACGUACUGACCCACGCGCGUAGUACGUUACGAGCCGGAGGAGGUGGAGUUAGGAGAGGUGGAGGUGGAGGCCCCGUUAUAAAAGAGAGAAAGAUUGGAGAUGAGACGACAAUGGAUCGGUACAUUCCGAUGAUGGGCCUUAUAACGUUAAAAGAAUAUAAUAGGAAAAGAGAUAAGAGUAUUCGGUGAUCUGCUACGAUUCUUAACAUCGAUGAUCCUAGUUCGUGAACGUAUACCUUUGCGUAGAGUAGACCUCACCUUCGAACGGACGAAAGAUCCCGGGAUCGGACGAGUAAGAAAAGAAGUGAAAGAGAACCGAAGGGGAUCAGUUUUUGGGGGUGUUAGGAGCACACGUGCUCGCCGACGGUGUAGAACUUCGUGAGAAAUAGUGAGAAUGGGGCGAAGGGAGGCUCGUUAGCGAUCUAAGGCUGGCAUAGGAACGAUGAAGAGGAAGCAGAGCUGAGAGAAAGAAGAAGAAGAAGAGUAAAAAGAGGUCGGUGGAGAAGAGAGGCUGCUUGCUGCUGGUGCUUCGUGAACAAGCCAGACGGAUCGUUAUUUAUGAGGAUGCGUGCGAAAGUGUAAGGGCGCGACGGUGUGACUGAAAGUGCUCGAUCGGAAGGGAGGCUAAAAGUAGGAGGAGAGAGAAAGAGAGAGAGAGAGAGAAAGAGAGAAAGAGAGAGAGAGAGAGAGAGAGAGAGAGAGAGAGAGAAAAGAAUAAGAAGAAGAAAAGGGGAAGAAAAAGGAAGAAAGAAGUGGAGAUAGGUUUUGAUCGUAGAGAGUCGGUCAAAGGACUAGGCCGACUGUCACAAACUCCUGGUCUGUAAAAAGAGAAGGAGAAAAGAAGAGAAGGGACGAGGAGAGAAGAGAGGAAAGAAGAGAGGAGAGAGAACUGAAGAGAGAGAGAGAGAGAGAAAGAGAGAGGAGAGGGAGUAUAUUCUGGUGUGGUAGGGGUUUGAGAAAAGAGAAAAGGGGGUGGUCGCGAGAUGUCUCGCGAUCCUUAUUCGAGCGGCAGCGGCGUGGUAGGUCCGGGAGGCGGCACCCGCUCACCGCGAAGCGGUCGUCGAGUCGGCGAACUACCGACCGUCGACCGUAGCCCCUCGAGGAGUUACGCGAGCGGUCGCGGAAGUCCUCUAGGACGAAAGAGGGGCACGCGUAGCGGGAACAACUCGCCUGAGCACCUUGGAUACGGUAGCUACCAUCACCAUCAGCUGGGAAGCCCGUACUACUCUCGCGACGAGGACCUCGCCAGUCCCGUCAUGCUCGAGGAGAGGGGCAGGAGUAUGUCGACAGGGGGCGGGGGUAGCAGCGGACAUCACAGAUCCAGAAGCGCCUCGAGACCCGCCAUGUCCAGCUCGGCGGGCAUGUCGACGAGGUACACUAGCCUCGAUCGUGCUUCGGCUGGUAUUCUCGAUCAUGAUCGAGAAUUCGUACCGAUUCGGGAACCGCGUGAACGUAGUCGCGAUCGGGGUCUAUAUCUCGAGGAUGAAAUUUAUGGAUCAAGAUCGGCAAGGCAAAGUCCAAAUCCCCACAUGCUGCGAGAUAGCGGUGGUUAUAUCGGCGAGCUCCAACAUCAGAACAACGAUCUACAAAGAGAAUUGGGUAAUCUCAAGAAAGAACUCGAGCUGACGAAUCAGAAGCUCGGUAGCUCGAUGCACAGUAUCAAGACGUUUUGGAGUCCGGAACUGAAGAAGGAACGAGCCCUUAGGAAGGAAGAGAGCACCAAGUAUAGCCUCAUCAACGAGCAGCUCAAGCUACUCAACUCGGAGAAUCAGAAACAGAGCUUAAUAGUACGACAAUUAGAAGAGGAACUCAGACUGAGGAUGCGUAAUCCAAGCGUUGAGAUGCAACAACAAAUAGAAGUUUUGUACAACGAAAAUGAACACCUCACGCGGGAAAUUGCUAUACUUCGUGACACGAUAAAGGAAUUGGAAUUGAGAAUAGAAACACAGAAGCAGACAUUGCAAGCUCGCGAUGAAAGUAUCAAGAAGCUUCUCGAGAUGCUCCAAAACAAAGGGAUGGGAAAAGAGGAGGAAAGGAUCAUGUUCCAGCAGAUGCAGUCGUUGGCCCAGAAGCAGCUGGAGGAACUCAGAACAGAGCUGCAACGAAGGGAUCAGGAACUCAUGGGUAUGUCGGCGAAGAUGAAGACUCUCGAGGAACAACAUCAGGAUUAUCAACGACAUAUAGCCGUACUGAAGGAGUCCCUAUGCGCGAAAGAGGAACAUUAUAAUAUGUUACAAGCGGACGUCGAGGAAAUGCGGCAAAGAUUGGAGGAGAAGAAUAGGAUGAUCGAGAAGAAGACACAGGCAGCUAUGCAGGCGCAACAGGAACGAAAUCGCAUGAACAACGAGCUAACUGAACUUAAGGAUCACAUGGAUAUAAAGGAUCGAAAGAUCAACGUUCUUCAGCGCAAGAUCGAAAAUCUGGAAGAUCUGCUGAAGGAAAAGGACAACCAGGUUGAUAUGACGAGAGCCCGGUUAACGGCUAUGCAGGCACAUCAUUGCAGUAGCGAGGGUGCACUUAGCACUUUGGAAGAAGCUAUAGAAGAUAAGGAAAAGCAAAUGGCGCAACUUAGAGAACAGAGGGAUCGUGCGGAACAAGAGAAACAGGAAGAGAGGGAACUGCACGAGCGUGAGAUCGCCGAAUACAAAAUGAAGAUACAUGCUCUCGAGUCAGAGGUUGAGAAACUUGGUGCCCGAUUGGAAAGGGCACAAGCUGAGAAGGAUCGGCUCGAGGCAAAACUCGAGAGCUCACAAUCUGAAUUAGGAAAGAGCAAAGCAGAACUUGACAAAGCGGCAUCCGAGGUCGGUCGCAGUGGUGCCGAUUGGGAAGCAGCAAAGCAAAGACUUGCUAGGUUGGAAUUGGAGAACGAAAGACUCAGGCAUGAUAUCGAGAGAUCACAGUCGAGCUUCGGUAGGAGUACAUUGAAUUCGUCUCAGGAGAUGGAUAGAAUUCAAGAGAGAGCAGAGAAAACGGCUGCAGAUUUAAGAAGAGCUCAAGCUGAACUUAGGGUUACACAGGCUGAUAAUGAGAGGGCAAGAGCUGAAGCUGCUGCCCUUCAAGAAAAGGUUGAGAAGAGUCAAGGCGAGGUGUACAGGCUAAAAGCUAGAUUAGAAAAUGCACAGACUGAACAAGAGAGUCUUCGCGAGGAAUAUGAUCGGGCACAAUCAUCAGCUGCUCGUCUUCAUUCCGAGAGAGACAAAGCUAUAGCCGAACUCGAAAAGUCCCAAGAGGAACUUGAACGUACUCAGGCCACGCUCGGCAAGGCACAAUUGCAACAAGACAAAUUACAGAAUUUACUCGAUAAGACACAAAGCGAGGUGGACAAACUUCAGGAAAAGCUCGACAAGUCACAGACCGAAGUUCGUAGGAUGCAAAUGGAAAGAGAAAAGCAAAGUUAUGACUUUGAAAAUUUGCAAAGUCAACUGGAUAAGGCAUUAGGUCAAUCAACCAGGAUGCAAAAGGAACGAGAGACGAUACAGUUGGAAGUUGAUCGUCUCCAAGACAAAUACGAGAAGGCUCAGAUGAUCAUGCAACGACUUCAAAAGGAAAGAGACACCUUCCAAGUAGAAACUGAAACGUUGAACGAGAGGAUAGAGUUCCAACAGAGUCAAAUAGGCAAGAUGCAGCGUGAAAAGGAGAACGUAUUAUCCGAGCUCGAGUUGGUCAAGGAGAGAUGGGACAAGACGCACAAUUCUCAUCAGAAGUUAACCCUCGAACGGGACGACGCAUUGACAGAGGUUAAGAUUCUAAAAGAGAAACUUGACAAGGCCCAAUACUCCGUAACAAAAGCACACGAAGAGCGUGAGAACACGAGCAAGGAAUUUGAGAAAAUGUUGGAGAAGUACGACAGAGCUCAGAGCGACGUGUAUCGACUACAAAAUCGAAUCGAGGUUAUGGAGGCGGACAAGGAUCGAUUGGAGCUCGAAGCCGACAAGCAACAGAUGCUGACGGCAAAGAGCAGAGAGGAUGCACGUAAAGCUCAAGAAGAAUUGGCCAGGGUCCAGGAGAUGUACGACAGGGCUGCAUUACAGCUCGGUCGAACUAAGGAACAAGAGGAAAAAUCGAAGGAGGAUCUGGACAGGCUGGCGGUCGAUCUCGAAAUGAUGCGAGAACGAUACGAGAAAUCACAAAUAGAAUUGCGCCGUUUGCAGAAUGAACGAGAAAAGUUGGUAGGUGACAACGAGCGAAUAAGUUUCGAAUUGGAUCGGGCGCAUUCGCAAUUAAACAAGGCCCAAGCGGCAACGGAGAAAACCCAGGAGGAAUUGGCUCGUAUGCAAUUGGAGAUCGAAAAGAUGUACGAGAAACACGACCGCCAGCAGGCCGAGGUAAGGAAGGCUCAAGCCGAGGCGGAGAGAUCAAAGGCUGAGGUUGAGAGUGCACGCGUCGAGUGCGAGAGGUACGCGGCGCGAUUCGGUAAAUAUCAGGAGAGCCAGGGACGGCAGAAGGAGGAGCACGAAUUGGCGAAGCUGGAGGUCGAGAGGCUACGCGAUCGUCUGGAGAAGGCACUGGCGGAGUUGGAACGCGCGAGGAAGGCCGAGCAGGACGCUUCGAGGUUGCGCGCCGACUUGGAGCGAGCGGAGGGCGUUCGAGGUAAAUACCAGUACGAGCAGGAAAAAUGGCAGAGCGAGGGUAGUAGGCUACAGCAGGAGGUCGAGAAGCUGAGGGAGCGUCUCGAGGGUCGCGAGUCCGAGCUGAAGAGGCAACAGUCGAGCAACGCCGAGCUCGAGGAGAAGCUGCACGAGACGCAGCUUCAGCUCGAGCGUGCUCGCGAAGAAACUAACAAGGCGAAUACGGUACAGGAGAGAAAUCGCGGCGAAGUUGAGAGGGCUAGAAUCGAAACCGAGAAGAUACGAGAUCGGCACGAUAAGAUCAAGACUAAGGCUGACGCGCUCGAGGCGGAUAACGAGAAGCUCCGCGUUGAAAUCGUUAGGCUCGAGAGAUUGAUGCAGACCGAGGGUAAGACGAGAUCGGAGAGCGCGAGCAUCGAGGUGGAACGUUUGAGAGCUAGCCUGGACAAGGCGAUGACCGCUCGAAAUCAGGUAGAGCUUGAGGCUGGUAGAUUAGCUAAGGAACUUGAGAAGGCUCAUAUGCAGACGGUCAAGUAUCAAGAGGCAGCCGAGUUGAACAAAAAAGAACUAGAGCGUUUAGCUGCUGAGAUGACCUUGCUAAGAGAGGAGAGGGACGCGCUCCGUCAGGAGAUACGCCGUAUUCAACAACAGCAGCAACAACAGCAGUUACCGGUAGCGGCCACCGAGGAGAUGGCAAGGCUGCAGCACGAGCUUCAACUUGCUCAGCGAGAACGCGACAAGAUGGCGGCCAUCUUGGAGAACAGGGAAAAACAUUCGGAGAAAAUCGAGAAGGUCAAGGAAAAGCUCGAGGCCGAGGCGAAACAGUUGCAGAUCGAGAGGGAUCAGUUGGUGAUACAGCUGGAAAAAUCGCAGGAGAUGUUAGUAAACUUCCAACAGGAAUUGAACUCGAACGAGGCGGAACUCGAGCGUCAGCGCGAAGAGGUGCGCCGUCUUCAGCAGCUACAGCAACAACGAGUGCACGCGCAGACGCCCGAUCGUGCCGCCAAAGAAGCUCUCGAGGCAAAUAUGAGGGAGGUUCAUCGAUUAAAUCAACAGAUACAAACGCUCACGCAGGCACAAACAAAAGAACGCCAAAGAGCGGAGCAAUCGGAGAAACGCGUCCAAGAACUUCAAAGGCAGAUCGCCACGAGGGGAGUCGAAAGUGGGGCUGCUACAGCUGCCACCGAGGCCCAACUCGAACAAUGGAGGAAACUUUGCGAAACGGAGAAACAACGUGCGGACGCUGCCGAAAGACAAGCGACGGAUCUACAGAAGCAUAUCCAAACGACCGAGAGACAAUUACACGCCCAUCAACAACAAAUACAGCAGAUGCAAGUGACGAUUCAACAGCAGCAACAACAGAUACAACAACAACAGCAGCCGUCGCAAGCGCAAAAUGGGCAGGAGGCUGCAAGGUUACGAAAGGAGCUCGAGCGCGCUCAAGAGGACAUUAAACAGGCCGCGGUCGAACGCGAGAGGUUCCAGGCGCAGCUUGAGAUGCUGUGCCAGGAAAUCGAGAAAAAUCAGGUGGAUCUUCACGAGGCGAACAAGAAACUAAAAGCUGGAGCAGCGAAAGCUGGCGCCGAUUCUAGCCAAGAGAAGAAACAACUGGAGGAGCAAAGGCGUCAGUUGGAGGAGCAGAGGAGACAAACGGAGGAACGAGCCAAAACCGUAGAUCAAAAAUCUAGAACGAUAGAGGAGAAGGAGAGGACGCUCCAAAGUCUCGACCAAGAUUUGAAAAAGCGCAAAGCGAAAAUGGACCAGCUUGAACAACAACUACAAAGGAGCGGCGGGUCACCGGAUAAGAGAUUGGCGGAAAUGCAAAAAGCAUUGGAGUCUGCUGAGAAGGAUUUGGAAAAGGCGAAGGAAGCGUCGGAGAGAAGCACGGCGGAAACCGAGAGGCUGUUGCAACUCGUACAAAUGACGCAGGAAGAACAAAACUCGAAGGAAAAACAAAUUAGAGAACUACAAGAUGCACUCAAAGCCGCACAAGCCAAGUUGAAACAAGCUGCAACUGCACAGCAACAAGAGAAGAAAAUCGAGACAUUGUGUUUAUGUACAUAUAAACAUGCAUAAAAUACAAACGUAUGUGCAUACGAAAAAAAAAAAAAAGGAAAAAAAAAGGAAAAAAGAAAAAGAGAAAACGUGACGCGCUGAAUGCGUCAUACAUGUGGUCUAUCGGAAAGAGAAAGAAAAAAAACAAAGAGUAUCGAAAUAAA